CUACUCAAAGUUUAAAAAUUAUGGGGAAAAAAUCAAAUGGGAAAGGAAAUGGGAGUAUAUAAAAACAGGGAGUAAGAACUGCGUGACAUUUGCGGGCGGGGCGGGCACAACCAUGACACCGUUGCAAUUUUAACUAACCAGAUGCGGCCUUUUUGAAUUAUAGCGCUGGCGGGACUAUAAAAGCCUCCCCCAUCCACCUUCUUCUUCUUCUUCUUCCAUUCCAAACCUGCAAAUCCGCAACAGACAUUCGAACAGAAAAAUGAGCUCGAGCACAGGAAACUUGACCAUGGGGAAACGAAUUCGGAAAAUGAGACCGCUCUGUUGCUGCGUCUCUCCUCGAUUCAAGCCUCUCUUUCCUCAUCCUAUCUUCUCCCGGUAUGAAGAGGACACAUGGACUGAGGUUGCCAAGUAUUUGGAUGGGAAAUCUCUGAUAAUGCUUGCAGCAACUUGUAAGUGGUUCCAUCAUGUUAUUAUGGUUGAGAGUGUUUGGAAGUAUGCUUGUUUGCGUGACCUUGAUGUGCCUGAUCCUGGGAAAGUGGGCUGCAAAUGGAUCCAACUCUAUGCUACAGCCUUUGGUGGUAGUCAUUCUUACAUGUUCCGCCAGAAGGACAAGCACAUUGACUGGAUGCGCAUUGGAGCUUUUGUGUUUGAUUCACAAGCUGCACUUCUCACAGAAAAUCUAAUUGCCCCUUUUAGAAUCCCAAAAGAAGAGACAACACAAGAAAUGGUGGCUCAGAAUGGCAAAUGUGUGGCAAGUCCUAUCAGGAGUGGCAUAUGGCUUGCUGAUUUACAACUUGUUCAUUGCCCAGUUUGUGACCUCAAUACCUGUGAUGGAACUAUGCAAACACUAGAUGCAAGACACAUUGAGUUGUUCUUGAGUGAGGGGUACCAGGAUGGGAGCUGGGACUAUGAGUUGCUGGGGACCCAUGAAUUGAAGAAGAGAGCAGAAGGAGCAACUGCUGCAAUUUUUGAUAUCAAACAUCUCCAAGAUCGCACCACACAAAUGGUCCUUGAUUUUAAGUCAUGGAAGGGAAAGGAGAAUGACUGGCAGCCUAAAUCUAUUGUAGCCCGGCACGCAGUUGCAAUCAACACCAACUUACAGUUAAAUGAAGGUCUUCAGGUGAAAUACCAUGGCAUGAAGGCAGGAAGCAAUGGUGAAAUAGUUGCAAUCAGGAUAUCUCAGCAACUACUUUACCAAGAAGGGGGUGGGGUGUCCAUACGCUUCCCUUUCGGCUUACAAAACCAGGACACGUUCAUGAGCUGCGCCUAUGAUCCGUUGUUCACUCUGAGAUGCAGCAGCAAUUCCAGCAGCAGCAAGGUGGUUCUGAACCUCCCCUGUUGUGGAGACUUCUUCGUCCGCGGCAUCGACUACCUGGCCCAACAAAUCACACUCUACGACCCGAAGAACUGCCUCCCCAAGAGGUUCUUGAAUCUGGACAGCCUCUCCUCCUCCCCCUUUGCGCCUCUGCAUUACCGCAACUACACCUUCCUCAAGUGCCCCAAACACGCCUCCUUGAAGAGUGCCGCCAACUUCUCCUCCUUCUCCGUCAUACACUGCCUCAGCAACUCCACCGUCUCCGUGGUGGCCACUUCUUCCCCGAACGUCACGAGAGCUUUGAGUGAGAACGCUUGCGAGACGUACGCCGCUGAUGUGCGGGUCCCGGUCUCGGAUGACUGGGUUUCCUCCUCCUCCUCCGGUGGUGGUGGUGGUGGUGAAUUCAGGCUGGGAUGGAGUUCUCCCGAUUGCAGGUCGUGCGAGGCCGAGGGUGGCGUCUGUGCAUUUGCUCCCUAUGCAGAUUAUACCAUCCAGUCUGUGGGUUGCAAUUACUACAACUCCACCCUACCUCCUUCGCCCGGAAGCUCGGCAAGGAAAAAGGGGACAAGGAUUUUCUUGAUUAGUGUGUUGUGCAUAAUCUUCCCUGGUGCUAUAUUCAUGGCCUGCACGGGGUGCUUCGCGUACAUCAGGGCGCAUCAGCACUACAGACACCUGCUACGCUGGUCUCACACCAGCGGCGGUGGCAGGACCAGAGCAGUGCAGCCGAACCCAGUUGUGGGGACCACAAGGACUGCUCCCCAAACACGGCGGGGAGAGCAGAACCCAGAAGCGGGGACCACAAGGACUGCUCCCCAGACACGGCGAGGAGAGCAGAACCCAGUCGUUGGGACCACAAGCACCGCACCCCAUGCACGGCGAGGCGCGUGGAACCCCCCGGCCAGGCCUCAACCAGCCCUACAGAGCCUGUCGGAGCAAGAGACAGUCCCCCCCAGACGGACAAACAUAGACAUCAGGUGCUACACUAUAAGGGUGUACCGCGAAGAAGAUGGGGGGAUACUCCCAAGGCCGGGGCAGAACACUUGUGCCAUUUGCCAAGAAGAUUACCAGCCGGAACAGGGGCUAGGGUUGAUGCAUGGCUGUCAGCACUCUUUCCAUGCCCACUGCCUCGCCACAUGGUUGCAAGCCAAGUCCACAUGUCCCAUUUGCAGGAAUUCUCCAUUUUGCCCCCAAGAUAUUGUAACCCUUGGGACGACGGAUAUGGCGAUUCAACGGUCACGGGACACUGGCAGCAGCAAUUGGGAUUUUUUUUGGAGUCCUCUCAGAGAGAAUACAGCAAUGGGGUUUGAAGGCGAUGGCGGGCAGCUUCCAAGUGCCAACCCUUACAUGUCUGCUUUGUAGGGAAUCCACUUCCUCCCAUUGUUGUGUUCACAAAUACCUGGCCUGAUGCAAUUUUGUAAAAGCAGCUAUUUGCAACUCUGAAAUAUCAUUUCUAUAUGUCACUAUGAGCACUUCAACCCCUCUUUUCUGUCCAGAAAAGGAGGAUAUUCUUUCAACUCUAACAACAAGAUUAACUAAUUCAUAUUGGAACUUGCAAGUCAAGCUUUUUUUUACUCCCUCCGCCCAAUUUAUAGUGUCUGUUUACUAUUUACAAGGUCAAACUUUAUCCACUUUUUUUCUCUAUUUUCAUUAGCAACUUGAUAAAAUAAAACUAUUGUCAGUAC
This is a messenger RNA of Cuscuta campestris, 2997 nucleotides long. The record is from the annotation of a GenBank genome assembly. NCBI's taxonomy places the organism in Eukaryota, Viridiplantae, Streptophyta, Magnoliopsida, Solanales, Convolvulaceae.